CUGUCCAGGCUAUACUCUCCUGUCUCUAUAUCUCUCCCUCCAUAAGCUCAAUCUGUCCAUUCUACCAGGGCUCCAUCAGGAUGGUGUCGGUUGGGCUACAGACGCUGGGCACGGCCCUGGCGAUCGUCGGCUGGCUGGGAAGCAUCAUCAUCUGUGCUCUGCCCAUGUGGAAGGUGACAGCCUUCAUCGGAGCCAACAUCAUCACCGCUCAGGUCAUCUUGGAAGGGUUAUGGAUGAACUUUGUGACCCAGAGCACGGGACAGAUGGAGUGUAAGGUCUACGACUCCCUCCUGGCCUUGCCCCAGGACCUGAAGGCCGCCAGGGCUCUGAUCAUAAUCGCCAUAAUCGCUGGCGUGUUCGCCAUCCUGCUGGGCAUCGCCGGCGGGAAGUGCACCAACUUCGUGGAUAACGAGAGGUCCAAGGCCAAGGUAGCCAUCGCUAGCGGAAUCGUCUUCCUCAUUGCUGCCCUUCUGGUCCUGGUCCCUGUCUGCUGGUCGGCCAACACCAUCAUCCGAGACUUCUACAACCCCCUUUUGGUCGAGGCCCAGAGGAGGGAGCUGGGAGCCUCACUCUACAUCGGCUGGGGCUCCGCAGGGCUGAUGAUCCUGGGCGGGGCGCUCCUCUGCUGCUCCUGCCCCCCCAGCGAUGAGAACCACGAUGUCAAGUACUUCAAGGCUGCUAGCUCCGUGGCUGGCAGCAGCAAGGCCUACGUCUAGAGGGUUAGACACACCACAGACCAGACCACCCCAGACCAGCACCAGGGGAUGAGGGGAUGGACAGCCUGCCUGGUGAGAGGACUGAAGGGAGGUGGUGUUGAAAUUCUCCAGGUUGUUCACUGUGCUGUUUUAAUGUUUUACUGAAGCUUUUGCCACAUUCUUUGCACUAAUGAAGUUUCUCUCUUGUGUGAAUUUGCUGAUGGAGUUUUUUUGCUUUUACUGUCAUGAUCGACUAUGGUCCCAAAGUUAAAUAUAAGGGUCAAUGUAUGAGUGUGUUGGCUAAAGUAUGUACUUUUCUAGUUACUGUAAAAUUUGAUGUCAGUUACUGUGCAAAUCAUUUAGUCAAAUGUAGCAGAAUCCUUCUCUUGGACAACAGAGAAAAAGUCUACAAUCAAGUAUCGUAAAAACAGAAUUCCACUCAAUCUUGAACACACUGUUAUCAUUAUUAAAGCAUGUUUUUGGAC
Molecule: messenger RNA, 1180 nt
Organism: Coregonus clupeaformis (lake whitefish)
Lineage: Eukaryota; Metazoa; Chordata; Actinopteri; Salmoniformes; Salmonidae
Product: claudin-4-like
Exons: 1
Coding region: 81-716 (211 amino acids)
Biological process (GO): cell adhesion; bicellular tight junction assembly
Cellular component (GO): bicellular tight junction; plasma membrane
Molecular function (GO): structural molecule activity
Source: RefSeq, a predicted model, not a curated record